AUGACACUCCGCUCUAACGGUAAGGAUAUGUCUUACACAUUCUCAAUCAACAUCGCUAAGGAUUUGGCUAUCGGUGAACAUACAAUUUCCCUUUACCUUGAAGACCCAGAGAAAUUGAAGUCAACACCAGUUGUUCUCGGAUUCACAGUCAAAACAACAGUUGACAACCAUCCAAGCGGUGGAAACGAGACAACUGACAGCGCCAAGGAUGCCUCUGCUAAUACAAAGACAGCAGGAGUUGGAAACUGGCUCUACAUCGCAAUCGGAAUUGCCGGAUUCGUAUUGCUUGUCCUCAUUGUCUUGCUCACUGUCUUAUUGAUAAAGAAGAGACACCCAUCUGCAGCAAGAGAAGAUAGUCCAAGCUCAGGCAGUGAUUUGGAAGAAAGAGAAACACAAAUCAGUCAAAACACAGCAUCUACAGUUAACAUGGAUGAAGUCGCAACGCAUGAUAAUCCAUUAUUCAACUCACGCGAAAUUACCCACGAUAAUGAUCCAUUCUCAGAUGAAUUUGAGGAACAAGAUGAAAUGUAA
Molecule: messenger RNA, 531 nt
Organism: Trichomonas vaginalis G3
Lineage: Eukaryota; Parabasalia; Trichomonadida; Trichomonadidae
Exons: 1
Coding region: 1-531 (176 amino acids)
Source: RefSeq, a predicted model, not a curated record